Molecule: messenger RNA, 630 nt
Organism: Torulaspora delbrueckii
Lineage: Eukaryota; Fungi; Ascomycota; Saccharomycetes; Saccharomycetales; Saccharomycetaceae
Gene: MED7
Product: mediator complex subunit MED7
Exons: 1
Coding region: 1-630 (209 amino acids)
Biological process (GO): regulation of transcription by RNA polymerase II
Cellular component (GO): core mediator complex; mediator complex
Molecular function (GO): transcription coregulator activity
Source: RefSeq, a predicted model, not a curated record
AUGUCAACCGCAGAUACAAAUGAAAUAAGCGCUCUUUACCCCCCUCCUCCGCCCUAUAUCAAGUUCUUCACGCAGGAGAACCUGGACAAGCUACCCGAGUACAUCAAGAACAAAAAAGAUGCUAAAAGUGACGCUGAAGAAGACGAGGAGAAGCCUCAAUGCCCAUUGGACUUUCUAAUCCCUCCUCCAUUACCCAAGAGCUCUCAAUACAGGGCAUUCGGAAGCGUGUGGCAACUCAAAGAUCAAUUGCCGGACCUAGAGACCAUGGGGCUUACACAACUGUACAAGAAGGCCGGCGAUGCGGACACCAACGACUAUCAAAACAAAAUCAAGGAACUGCACAAGCUACUUAAGUCUUUACUCCUCAAUUACCUUGAGCUUGUCGGUAUCCUAAGCGUCGACCCGACGCUUUACGAACAAAAGGUGGACCACAUUAGAACCAUCUUGGUGAAUAUUCAUCAUUUGCUCAACGAAUAUAGACCACACCAAACGCGAGAGUCACUCAUCAUGCUCCUGGAGGAACAACUCGCCUACAAACGCAAGGAAAUAUGGGACAUCGAUCAAGUAUGCGAUCAGAUCCGCGACAAGCUCGCUCACAUCGACAUUGACAUCGAUAACGGCUCAGCCUAA